GUGGGAAAGCCGAGGAAGCCCGAAGGCCCGCUCGGUCAUGGCUUCCAGUAGGUGAAUAAAAUCGUGUAAAUGUGUGGUGUUGUGCGCGGUUGUUACACAGCGAUAAACACAGCGAACCACCGGAGUGUAGACACUCUAGGUGCCGCUGAGACGUGAGUGGUGAGUCAGCCAGGUGGCAACAUGCACACGCAUUGAAAGUCAAAUGCAACCGUUAAUUCCUCAUACUCGAUAACCAUUUUUUCAACUCGGUGGUGGCUCGAGUGUCAACAAGUGUUCCACAUUCAUCUGUUCGAUUGUAUAAGGGAUUCACCGGCGUUGAAGGGCUUCACUAGUGACAAUGGCAGCCCAUCCAGAAGUCGGAAUUGGAGAUUUCGUGCUUCUCGAUGAAAUCAGCGUUGAAAAUGUCGUGAAAAAUCUCAAAACAAGAUUUUCGGGGGGAAAGUUUUACACGUACAUCGGAGAAGUAUGCGUGAGCGUGAAUCCCUACAGGUCAACUCCCAACUAUGAAAGAGAUCAAAUUAACAAGUACAAAGGGAGGGAACUGUUUGAGAAUCCACCGCACAUAUUCGCGAUUGCCGAUGCUGUACAUCGCGAAAUGAAGCAACAAGGACGUGACACAUGCAUUGUCAUCAGUGGCGAGUCUGGUUCGGGUAAAACCGAGGCCAGUAAAAUAAUUAUGAAGUACAUCGCUGCCAUCACUAAUCUGUCUGGUCAACAGGAGAUUGAGAGGGUGAAGAAUGUACUUAUUCAGUCGAAUUCGAUUCUGGAGGCAUUUGGAAAUGCCAAGACCAAUAGAAAUGACAAUUCCUCGCGGUUUGGUAAAUACAUGGACAUUAAUUUUGACUUCAAGGGCGAUCCCGUUGGCGGUCAUGUGACGAAUUAUCUUCUCGAAAAAUCGAGAGUUGUUUAUCAGCAGAAGGGAGAGAGAAAUUUUCACUGUUUUUAUCAGUUGUUGAACGGUUGUAGCGAAACAGAACUGAACACUCGUGGUCUUGUGUCAGAUCCAAGUGUCUAUUACUACAUAAGCCAUGGAAAGAACAUAACAACGGAUAGGAGUGAAUUUAAAGCAGUGAAUUCUGCAUUGAGUACUCUCAGAUUCACGCCGGAUGAUAUUAAAACCAUCUGGAACGUGAUCGCGGGGAUUCUCCACCUGGGGAACGUGAGGUUCACCCUUGAGGAUGAGAAAUUGGUGAUUGAGAACAGAAAAGCACUGAACGAUGCUGCUAAACUCUUUGGGAUUCAUCCUAAUGAGUUGGGGAAGGCUCUGUCGGAACGGGUUAUCGCUGCCGGGGGGGAAGUCAUGCAGAAGAGCCAUGGCCUCAUGGAGGCGGAGUACGGACGAGAUGCCCUGGCAAAAGCAAUCUAUGACAGACUGUUUUCCUGGAUAGUAUCACGAAUAAACGCCUGUAUAAAUGUCCACGACGAGGACACAUUCUCCAAGCGUUACAGAGGCACCGUAAUUGGUGUACUCGACAUUUAUGGCUUUGAGAUAUUCGAGGCAAAUAGUUUCGAGCAGUUUUGCAUCAAUUAUUGCAAUGAGAAACUGCAGCAGUUAUUCAUCGAAUUAGUACUCAAACGGGAGCAGGAGGAGUAUCAGAGGGAGGGGAUUGCCUGGCAGGCGAUCGAGUACUUCAAUAAUCAAAUUAUUUGUGAGCUUGUUGAGCAGAACCACAAGGGCAUUCUGGCGAUAAUGGACGAGGCUUGUUUGAACGUUGGCAAGGUCACGGAUGAGAUGCUGCUGGAAGCCAUGGACAAGAAGCUGUCCAAUCACAAGCACUACACCUCCCGUCAACUCAGCCCAAUGGACAAGCAACUGGAGCACAGAAAGCAGUUCAGAAUAAAACACUAUGCUGGUGACGUGGUGUACAAUAUCGUCGGUUUUCUGGAUAAAAAUAAAGACACACUCUUUCAAGAUUUCAAACGUCUCAUGUACAACAGUAACAGUAAAAUAAUAAGUGAAAUGUGGCCGGAGGGCUCAGAUGCCAUCACGAAAACAACGAAAAGGCCGUUAACCGCUGGUACACUAUUCCGUAAUUCAAUGGUUGCUCUGGUGAGAAAUUUAACCAGCAAGGAGCCUUUUUACGUCAGGUGUAUCAAGCCCAACGAGGUCAAGUCCCCAGUGCUCUUCGACGAUGAGAGGGUCGAGCAUCAGGUGCGGUACCUCGGACUCCUGGAGAACAUUCUCGUGAGGAGGGCUGGCUUCGUCUACAGACAGAGAUACGAUAAAUUUUUGAAACGUUACAAGAUGAUCUCCCAGUACACGUGGCCCAAUUUUCGGGGUGGGAGCGACAUGGACGGGGUGAAGACACUUCUCGAGGAGAAGGGCUUCGCUCAUGAUGUCAAGUACGGACACACGAAGGUCUUCGUUCGAUCCCCCAGGACGCUCUUCGCACUGGAGAAAGCCAGGGGCGAUUUGAUUCCAGGGAUCGUUGUGCUUUUGCAAAAGCAGUGGCGGGGGUAUCUCUGCAGGAUAAAGUACAAGAAAAUGAGGGCGGCAUUGGUCAUGGUGGAGCACUACAGGCGGAUGAAAAGGCGUCGUUAUGUUUGUGAAUUGGAGAGGACGUUCAGGGAUGCGAAAAAUAUGCACAAGUAUGGCAAGAACUUGCUGUGGCCUCAGGAGAAUUAUUAUGUCAGGCAUGUUGUGCCUUACUUGAGGAUGAUGUUUGCUAGGUGGUAUGCUUGGAUGAUUCUCCGAAAAAUUCCCAGGGAGGAGUGGCCGCAGUUGAGGCUGAAGAUGACUGCAGGUGCUGUUCUCAGACCCAAAAGGCAAUACUGGGGUCAGGAGAGGCGCUGGGAGGGUAAUUAUCUCUCCAGGCCAGACGAAAAUCUCCACUACGAUGCAUUCAACUCGUCCAUCAAUAAUUUGAAAAAUUCGGAUCACUUUAAAACAGUUUUAUUCAGUGCCUUUGUCAGGAAAACAAACAAAUUCGACAAACAAGCGGAUCGUGUUCUCGUUAUUACUGAGCACGCAAUUUACAAAUUGGAGAGCUCGAAAUUUAAGACUAUGAAAAAAGGCAUUCCCAUCACAGAAAUCACUGGGAUCAGUGUGUCGCCAGGUACUGAUCAGCUGGUGACAAUUCACUCAAACAGAGGGAAUGAUUUUAUUUUCUCCAUCACUGCCAAGGACAACAGAGUGGGGGAGGUCGUCGGGGUCUUGUGUACGAGAUACUAUCAACUGAGGGGAAGUGAUCUUCACGUGACUGUCGAGACGCGAUUCAAAUGCAUGGUUGGAAACAAAAGUCGAGUAUUGAGGGUCGAAGUGCGAGCAGACGUAUCCGUCCCAUCAUUCCUCAAAGACGGCGAUCAAAUUGUUCACGCAUUACCACCGUCUGUUAGUAUAAUUGAUGCUGGCGUCAACGGUAGGCAAAAUAUUCGGUGAAUUGAAAAAAAUAUAUAUCGAGAUGAUAAUAUUAUAAAUGAUUGGGAGUACAAAAAAAUGGUGUACUUAAAUACAAUUGUUAUUACAAUUGGAAUAUGAAACUAGGGCCUGAUUUACGUGAUUAGUGAUAAAAAAUACAUUUUACGGAGAAUUUGUACUAAUGAUUGAUGAAAAAUCCGCUGGCCGAUUUGUUUAUUCUCUCAAUUUAUAUUAUAAUAUAUAAUAUAUGGAUGUUGUAUACUUCUUUCAUCUGGAAAGUGUAUUUUUAUACAAUUUUUAUCACUUUUAAUGAGUAAUAUUACACGCAAAAAUGUUAUUUUUGUGCCAUGCCGGAGUAACAAUGUUAUUUCUUUAUUUUACAAAGAAAAAAUUUUGCUACUCGCCUAGACUUGUGAAGAAUGAACGAAAAAUUAAUAAAAUUAAAUUAAACUGA
Molecule: messenger RNA, 3812 nt
Organism: Diachasma alloeum
Lineage: Eukaryota; Metazoa; Arthropoda; Insecta; Hymenoptera; Braconidae
Gene: Myo31DF
Product: unconventional myosin ID
Exons: 10
Coding region: 338-3379 (1013 amino acids)
Biological process (GO): vesicle transport along actin filament; actin filament organization
Cellular component (GO): actin cytoskeleton; vesicle; myosin complex
Molecular function (GO): actin filament binding; ATP binding; microfilament motor activity
Source: RefSeq, a predicted model, not a curated record